Molecule: messenger RNA, 771 nt
Organism: Sclerotinia borealis F-4128
Lineage: Eukaryota; Fungi; Ascomycota; Leotiomycetes; Helotiales; Sclerotiniaceae
Source: the annotation of a GenBank genome assembly
AUGACCUCCCUUAAGCCCCGAACCAUAAUAAUCAUCGGCGCCGGCCCCCUCAUGUCCCUCAGUCUCUCCCUGUACCUAGCCUCGCACUCCUGGCAAAUAAUCCUAAUUUCGCGCAACCCCUCCUCGCUACAAACCUACGCCUCGGAAAUCGCGCAUCACCAUCCCAACGCACCCAAAGUCCUCGUUCACGUCGGCGACGCCUCGAUCCCCUCUUCGUUGCUCUCGGCCCUCGAUUGGGGCGCUGAACAGGUUGGGGGGAUGGUCGAUGUGCUGUGUUAUAAUGCUGCAAGGGUGGCUCCUAGUCCUAUUCUUGAGUUGAGGCCGGAGGUCUUGGUGCAGGAUUUUGGUAUUACGGCGGUGGGGACCCUGGUUGCUGGACAGUGGUUUAUGAACCAUGCGAAUACAGCCCAUAUAAACUCGGGCGAACAUCCACUUUUUCUAGUCCCAGGCGGAAUGCUAGAUAAGUAUCCGGAUCCGCAAAUUUCGGCGCUAUGUGCCACGAAGAGUGCAAGUCAGUGUUUGGUAAAGAUGUUCCAGAUGGUUAUGAAGGAGAAGGGGAUCUUGGUGGGUGCACCGAUUGUUGGGGGUGAGGUGGUUCAGGAGGGGAAAAUGAGCCCGGGUCCGAUUGUGGAUGGAGCUUUUAGACCGUUUUUUGAGGAGAGGGAGAAGUAUGGUGGGGGGGAGGGAAGCUGGGUGCUGGAGAGGAUUUGGUUGCCGGAGGGGGGAUGGUUAGAAUGUUUUGUUGGGGAAGAUGGUUGUAUUGUGGUUUGA